AUGCACUUCUUCGACGGGGGUGGGUGUAGCGGGAGAAGGGUGAGGUCACGGGAAGCGCGCGUGCAUGUCUUUGGGGAUGAUGAACACCGCGCGCAAAGACAAUUCAGCGCUCACUCCCUCCCUCUGGCCCGUGUGCGCGUGUCAAAUCGAAUCUCCACCUCAGUGCCGAGUACACCUGCUGUGCCGGCGUAUAAUGUGCUGCAUACAAGCUCUCCUCACUUCUCCUCCCACCCCUGUCCAUCCCGCUCCUAUUUCUCUGGGAGCGCCUCUGCCCUCCCUCCUCUCAUCCGCAGCCUGAGCACAGAGCCCCAUGUGUCGGAAUCAAUUAGGGCUGAGAGCCGUCGUGGCCGCUCUUUCACGGAGGUAAAUAUUAAACUGCACCAAGCGCCGUGGAGGAACAGAGGCAGCAAGCAUGAGCGAGAGGUGGGGGCCGCGGGGGGAGAGAGGAGCCCCUCCGUCCCUAAUCCACCGCAUCGAUCAGGCGGGGAUGAGGCGGCCGCCCUGCCCUGUCCUCAUGCGUGUCCUCAGAUGGGCCCUGUCCCACAAGGGUGUCCUGUCUUUGUGGAGAGAGGAUCUCAUGGACUCACAAUAAAUGGUAUCCAAUGGUCCAAUGCGUUUGCGUUUAUUGUGCCAUUUUCUGCCACUUUUGUGCGAGAAAGAGUGACCGUAAUGCAAUCUCUACCCACUGCAUGUCCCCCCGCUGUGAAGGAGAGUAGCUCGGUGUACAAGCCGGGCCAAUGCAGAAGAAGAAGGGGGGGUGUGGAGAAGGGGUCAAGGUACUGUUGGUGGCAGCCGCGUGAGCUAUCAGCAACACCAUGUCCCAAUAGACACACAAGCUCUACAGAGACCCUGAAGUCGACCCCGGGACCCCUGAUACACAUCUGGAACAACACCCAGAUGAGUGGGAGAGGCCAGUGCUUUUGA
Messenger RNA from Knipowitschia caucasica, 924 nucleotides. Lineage: Eukaryota; Metazoa; Chordata; Actinopteri; Gobiiformes; Gobiidae. The record is from the annotation of a GenBank genome assembly.